CCAAGAGCAGAGCCCGGCCGCGCCGCGCGCCCUGUGGGGCGGGCUUCGGGCUGCGCCAGAGAGCGGGACAGCGAGCGCCGGUGCCUGAGCCUCUGCGCCGGACUCUGAGGCAAGGAGAAAACUGUAGAACGGGAUGGCUUGGUUGGCUAGUCCAAAGUCGCGCAGCUGGUUAGGGCCGAGCCUGGAUUUCGAGAAAGAGCCAUAUGGCCCCUGCAGACCUGGCCUCGGAGGGUCCCAAGCUUGAGGACCCGCCGGCCCCCCACCUCUUUGGAAAGGUUUAUUGUGCCUCUCUUUUAACCUCUGAGGUCCCCUGUUGGAUUCAGGCACUGCUUUUCUCAAUCGGUCCAAUCUCCCCAGCCCAUGAAGCUGAAAUAUAAGAGUCAUCACCCAGGUGCCCUUCUGGCUUAAUCAUGGCGAAGCUGGAGACGUUACCUGUGCGCGCUGAUCCAGGGAGGGAUCCUCUCCUGGCCUUUGCCCCCCGGCCUUCUGAGCUUGGACCCCCAGAUCCCCGCCUGACUAUGGGCAGUGUGGGUAGUGGGGUGACCCAUGCUCAGGAGUUUCCUAUGAAAAGCGUGGGCACUCGAACAGGGGGUGGGAGCAACCAAGGCAGUUUCCCUGGCCCAAGAAGCAGUGGUAGCGGGGCCAGCAGGGAGAGACCUGGUCGCUACCCAUCAGAGGACAAGGUUCUCGCCAACUCUCUCUACCUCAAUGGCGAGCUGCGGUGCAGUGACCACACAGAUGUCUGUGGCAAUGUGGUGGGCAGCAGUGGGGGCAGCAGCAGCAGUGGGGGCAGCGACAAGGCUCCACCCCAGUAUCGUGAACCCAAUCACCCACCCAAGCUCCUGACCACCUCUGGCAAGCUAGACCAGUGCUCAGAGCCACUAGUUCGGCCAUCAGCCUUCAAGCCAGUUGUACCCAAGAACUUCCAUUCCAUGCAGAACUUGUGUCCUCCACAGACCAAUGGGACCCCUGAGGGACGACAGGGCCCCGCGGGCCUCAAAGGCGGACUGGACAAGUCUCGGACCAUGACCCCAGCUGGUGGGAGUGGGGGCGGCCUCUCAGACUCAGGCCGGAACUCACUUACAAGCUUGCCCACCUAUAGCUCCAGCUAUAGCCAGCAUCUGGCACCCCUCAGUGCUUCCACCAGCCAUAUCAACCGUAUUGGCACCGCUGGCUAUAGUAGUGGCAGCAGCGGUGGGGGGUCAGGCUACCAGGAUCUGGGAACCUCUGACAGUGGGCGGGCUUCCAGUAAGAGUGGGUCGUCAUCCUCCAUGGGGCGGUCAGGCCACCUGGGAUCCGGGGAGGGCGGAAAUGGGGGCCUGCCAUUUGCAGCCUGUUCACCACCCUCGCCCAGUGCGCUGAUCCAGGAGCUGGAGGAGCGGCUGUGGGAGAAGGAGCAGGAGGUGGCAGCUCUGCGGCGCAGCCUGGAACAGAGCGAGGCAGCAGUGGCCCAGGUGUUGGAGGAGCGGCAGAAGGCAUGGGAGCGGGAGCUAGCCGAGCUCCGGCAGGGCUGCAGUGGGAAGCUGCAGCAGGUGGCCCGCCGUGCCCAGCGUGCCCAGCAGGGCCUACAGCUGCAGGUGCUGCGGUUACAGCAGGACAAGAAACAGCUGCAGGAGGAGGCGGCCCAGCUGAUAAGGCAGCGGGAAGAGCUAGAGGACAAGGUGGCCGUCUGUCAGAAGGAGCAGGCCGACUUCCUGCCCCGGAUGGAGGAAACUAAGUGGGAGGUGUGCCAGAAGGCCGGUGAAAUUUCCCUCCUGAAGCAACAACUGAAGGACUCUCAGGCCGAUGUGUCGCAGAAGUUGAGUGAGAUCGUGGGGCUGCGCUCACAGCUUCGGGAGGGUAGGGCCACGCUCCGGGAGAAGGAGGAGCAGCUGCUCAGCUUGAGGGACUCCUUCGGCAGCAAACAGGCCAGCCUGGAGCUGAGUGAAGGCGAGCUGCCCCCUGCCUGCCUCAAGCCUGCGCUGACCCCCGUGGACCUGGUCGAGCCACAGGAGGCGUUGGCCUCCUGUGAGAGUGACGAGGCCAAGAUGCGCCGGCAGGCUGGCGUGGCGGCUGCUGCUUCCCUGGUUUCUGUGGAUGGGGAGGUGGAGGCUGGAGGAGAGGGUGGGACACGGGCCCUACGCAGGGAGGUGGGGAGACUGCAGGCUGAGCUGGCUGCUGAACGGCGUGCCCGAGAGCGCCAGGGUGCCAGCUUUGCAGAGGAGCGCCGAGUGUGGUUGGAGGAGAAGGAGAAGGUCAUUGAGUACCAGAAACAGCUCCAGCUGAGUUACGUGGAGAUGUAUCAGCGUAACCAGCAGCUGGAGCGGCGACUUCGGGAGCGUGGGGCAGCAGGGGGGUCCAGCACGCCUACUCCCCAGCAUGGAGAGGAAAAGAAAGCCUGGACCCCCUCCCGCCUGGAGCGCAUCGAGUCCACAGAAAUCUGAUUCUCUAUCUGCGUGCACAACCUUCUGACAAGUGCCCUGUCUGAAGGUCGGAGUCACCAAUGUCCCCUUCCAUUCAUCUCCCCCACCCGUGCUGCACAUCCCCAGACCAAAGAGGUUCUCGAAGCAGCUGUGACCAGCCCUCCCCCUUGUCCCCCAGUCCAUGCAGCUCCAGCACUGCCUUCGUGGGUAACCACUCCAGACCCUCCUGCCAAGGAGAACAUGGGGGAGGGCAGAGUGAAAUGGGGUGAGGUCCCAGGCGCAGGGAGCAUGGCUCCCUUUCUGGGGAAGCCUCGUUGGAGAUAGAGGCAGCAGGCUUGCAUUGCCAGGGAGUACCCCAGCCCCUUUCCCUUCUUGGGCUGCUACCGCCGCCACCUUGUGUCCAGUGCUACUGUCUGUGCCCUCCUCCUAGGCCACACAGCCUGAGGAAGCCUGCAGGGGUCUGCCCAUGGCGACAGACCCUAGGCUCCUAGUCUCUCUCCUUCAGGAGCUCUUCUCCUUCCCCAGGCAGAUUGGCAGGGGAAGUGGGAGCAGAUGGCCUGCCUGUGGUCGAGAGGGCUACCUGCCCAACCCCUCCCCCACCAAGGUAUCUUGGGCUCCAGCCUCUGAGCCUGGACUAGUCCUGAGCACGCGUCCCUCUGUGUACAGCGAGGGAAGUGAGAGCAGAGGCUGGAAGCUAAGUCCCCAGGGGAGAUCUGCCUUCCUACCCUCGGGAAGGGGAAGGGUCACCUAGAGGCUUCUCAGCCCCACCCUCACCCUCUGGCCAGGAUUCUACAAGGCUACAUCCCCUGCUGCUUGGUUGACCCCCCCAAACCCAGGGUCACUGCUCAGCUCUGCUUUUAGCUAUACCUGCCUCUUAGGCCUUCUGUUUGCCCCGUUUCUGAGGUCAGACAGAUGUCUGAUGUCUUCCUGUGUUUUCCCUCGCUCUCUCCCUCGGCCUCCUUUCGUGCUCACAUCUUCCCAGGCUGCCUUCUCUUCCAAGUCUCACCUUUCCUCCCAGCAGAAAGCUCUGCUUGGCUUUUGGUGCACUGCUCACCCCCAGCUCCACUGGCCCAAGUCUGAGCUUGGGGCCCUCGUUUUGAGGGGCCAGUCUGAGUCGGAUGUGACUGCCCUCGAGGAACAAGGCUAAUGUGUGUGUGUGUGAGAGAGAGAGGACUCCUGACCCUUGGGUUGCUUGCCAGACUCUUGAGUUGGCUCAUUUGUCCAGGCAGGGUUGGCUGGUAUGGUCAUCAGUAUGGGUCGUGACAGUCGAUGCCACUUCCUUCUUUAGGAUCUCUCAGAUUCCAUCUCCCCAAGACAGGCAGGGAAAUUCUAAUUUCUCUUUUAAGAAAGUAAAUUUCCACUUCACCAGCAAUAACAAUCAGAGGAGACUUGGCCCUCGGUCCGUGUAUUUCUCUUUUUCACUCUCCCUUCCACCCCAAGAUGGAAUCUUGGGGACAGGAUGGAGAGGGUUGGUAACUACUGUGAGCAAGUCCCCCAAGCCCUGACCAGCCUUCUCCCAUGACUGGUGACUGUUUAACAAGCUGUGCACCCCCACAAAAGUAGGAGUGCCCUAUUUGUAGCCUCCACCUCUCUGCACAGCUCCUUCUGGGUGGUCCUCAACAGGUUUUUCACCUUGAUUGGAGGCUACUCCGGCAACCACUGCCCAUUCCUCUAAUCCCUCACAAUACCUGAUCCAGACCCUAAGCCUGGUCCACAGGGACUGGGAAAAGGCAUUAACACAAAACAAAAGAGAUGGGGGGAGAGAAAAAUAUGAACAGCUUUGGAAUGUCCAACUGCAAAAUAAAUUAUAUAUAAAUAUAUAAAUAUAUAAAUAUAUAUAUCUACCAUAUGUGAU
Mus pahari (shrew mouse) is the source of this 4257-nucleotide messenger RNA. RefSeq names its product leucine zipper tumor suppressor family member 3 (gene Lzts3). Gene Ontology annotation, biological process: regulation of dendritic spine morphogenesis. The transcript is spliced from 6 exons. The record is from RefSeq and is a predicted model, not a curated record. NCBI's taxonomy places the organism in Eukaryota, Metazoa, Chordata, Mammalia, Rodentia, Muridae. Gene Ontology annotation, cellular component: dendritic spine. The coding region runs from base 411 to 2423 and encodes 670 amino acids.